Messenger RNA from Penicillium salamii, 603 nucleotides. Lineage: Eukaryota; Fungi; Ascomycota; Eurotiomycetes; Eurotiales; Aspergillaceae. The record is from the annotation of a GenBank genome assembly.
AUGUUCUCCCCGUAUUCGGAAGAAUUCGAGGUCCCCGAAUCGACGCUUCGACCAUGCGAUUUUGACCUUUCUCCCCCGACUUCAAAGCGAAUCAAGACGUCGGCUACGACGAGCGCCCCGCCGCAUUUACUCGCCCAACAACAGAUUCACCCCUUUCAUCGCGUUCCAACCUUUGAGGGAAUCCCAAUCCCCAGCGCUCCAUUACCGACACAACAAAAUCCCGGGUAUUCGCGCAAACGUCCCUCUUCUCCCGCGACAGGAUCAGUCAUGAUGGCAUCGCCUGUCAACCCCGGAGUUGGUGCGAUCGACGAUCCCAGCGCGCUUCCCACAGUAGAGUCUACGCCUAAGAAGAAGGGGCGGACAAAUACGCCAUGGACCGCGGAAGAGGAACAACGACUUAAGACAAUGCGCGACGCCGGUCGCAGCUGGAGUGAAAUCGCCAAGGACAUGCACUAUGCCGAAUUCGCCGAAGACGAGUCGGUGAAGCUUCGCGAGGCAAUCAAGGAGUACGAAGCGAACAAGUGGAAGGUAAUCGGGCAGAAAGUCGGCAAGCCUGCUAAAGCCUGCGAACAAUAUGCCAAAGAGCAUUUCAAGAAUGUCUGA